Torulaspora globosa is the source of this 789-nucleotide messenger RNA. It is a transcript of the gene UTP23, whose product is annotated as rRNA-binding ribosome biosynthesis protein UTP23. Lineage: Eukaryota; Fungi; Ascomycota; Saccharomycetes; Saccharomycetales; Saccharomycetaceae. The record is from RefSeq and is a predicted model, not a curated record. Gene Ontology annotation, cellular component: small-subunit processome; nucleolus. Gene Ontology annotation, molecular function: small ribosomal subunit rRNA binding. The transcript has a single exon. Bases 1 to 789 code for a protein of 262 amino acids.
AUGCGUCAAAAGAGGGCGAAGGCCUACAGGAAGCAAAUGUUGGUUUACAACCACACUUUCAAGUUCAGAGAGCCAUACCAAGUUUUGAUCGAUGAUCAGAUCGUCCUCGAUUGCCACGGAUCAACUUUCGACCUGGUCAAGGGGCUCAAACGUACUUUGCAGGCAGAGGUCAAGGUAAUGAUAACACAAUGUUGUAUGCAGUCGCUCUAUGAGACCAAUAACCAGGGUGCGAUAGAUUUGGCCAAGACUUUCGAGAGACGUCGCUGCAACCAUCCCCCUAAGGAGCCUAAGCCCCCAAAAGAGUGCAUUGAAAGCGUGGUAAACGUCAACGGACAGAACAAACAUAGAUACGUCGUAGCGACGCAGGACAUCGACAUCAGACGAUCCCUGAGGCGAACGCCGGGCGUACCUCUGGUCUACACGUCCAGAUCGGUCAUGGUCAUGGAGCCCCUGAGCGACGCAAGCUCCAAGGUCAGCAAGGCUGUCGAGGAGGACAAGCUCUUCAAGGGUCUGAACGACCCGCGUAACGCCAGUCUCAAGGCCAAAGAGGACGCCAGCAAGGACAACCAGCAGGAGACCACCAGAAAGAGGCCCAGAGGCCCCAAGCAGCCCAAUCCGUUGAGUGUUAAGAAGAAGAAGAGCAUAAAGCCUUCUUCGGCCGACCAGAGCGCGGAAACCGGCUCAGGAGACGCUACGAAGAGCAGUAAAAGGAGAAGAAAGCAUAAAAGCGGCACGACGAGGGCGCAACCAUCCGUAGAACGCGCUGACGAUGCUACUUCCUCGAGCUAA